AUUGUUAUAAUAUUUGUAUUUGUAUGUACUAUAUUUUGUACAAAGUUUUGGUCCUAUGAUACUGUUUGAUACAAGCAAAACAAAUACUGAGUUUAUAUAAAUUUAUUUAUAAUCUCAUUAAUUAAAAGUAACAAAAAAGGUAAUAAAAAGUACUGAUAGGAACCUAAAUAUGUACCGCUAACUUGUAUUUUUUAUCUGUACAAAUAAAUAUGAACGAAUUUAAAGCAAAAAAUUUUUUUUAUGAACUGUUUCAAUAAAGAGAUAUGUAUUAUGUAAUAUCUACUUAAUCUGUUCUGUUAAGAUAAGUGAAUUUGAAUUUGCCGCCUUAAUAAUGGCGGUCGUGUAUUGUCAUCGUUUCAGGUGAUAAAGUCUAGUCAAAGUGUCUAUAAAAUAAUUAUGGAUAGAAUAAUCAAAGGGAUAAUGCGAUAUAGAAGGUUGCAUAGGGAUGGGAUGGUGAAACAGUUUGAAAAUGUUCGAGACCACCCCGAGCCAAAGGCAGUAUUUUUUACUUGCAUGGAUUCCCGGAUGAUACCAACUAGAUUUACGGAAACAAAUGUUGGAGAUAUGUUUGUUGUGAGAAAUGCCGGUAACAUUAUUCCUCAUCCCCAACAUUUUGUAGACGAGUUAACAAUGUGCGAACCAGCGGCCUUAGAACUUGGUUGUGUUGUGAACGACAUAAGGCACAUUAUAGUUUGUGGACACAGUGAUUGCAAGGCUAUGAAUCUAUUGUAUGCGCUACGUGACGAAGAAUUCGCUUCCAAGGUGAACAGGAGGAUAUCACCGUUAAGAGCAUGGUUGUGCGCGCACGCUAGUAGCAGUUUAGCGAAGUUUCAACAGCUGGAAAUUACUGGUUUCGAUCAGCCGAUACUUUUUCAAGCAGAAACCCCAUUACGAAAGUUUGUGGCUUACAUAGAUCCUGAAAAUAAGUUCGCCAUAGAAGAUAAAUUGUCUCAAGUAAAUACUUUGCAGCAGCUGCAAAACAUAGCUUCUUACGGAUUUUUGAAGAAGCGUCUCGAAAGGCAUAAUCUGCAUAUUCAUGCUUUAUGGUUCGAUAUUUAUACCGGUGAUAUUUAUUACUUCAGUCGGGCUAAUAAAAGAUUCGUGGAAAUAAAUGAAUCGACCGAAACGCAUUUACUUACGGAAGUUAGGAAAUAUUAUUCUUAACUUAUUUUAUGGUUGAACACGUUCGUUAUCAGCUGUGGUUUCUUUUUCUUAUAGAUAGAAAAUAUUUGUGAUGUCCUAAAUUUAGUCACAUAUACAUGUGUAACGCGGGUAACGAACGUAACACUUUGACGGCCAUUAUUUGUGACUGUGAUGCUUAACAAAAUUAUUAUAAAAAAUAAGUCAUUUUUCAUCAUAUCUAAAUUGCAACGUUAAAAUAUAAUUCCGUUAGUAAUCUCUAGUUAGGCAUAUCAAAUUAUUAAAGAUUCCAUAAAAUGUGCGGCCGUCAAAAUGUUUAGGAAUAAUUUCUAAGAAAUCUCAGCAUUUUAUGGAUUAAGACUGAAUAAUAUUUGACAACGAUUCGGUUGGAGAUCUUAUAAUGUACCUGUAUAUGAAAGUAGCAAGCUUUGUCUCUCUCUUUUACUAAUCAAGUUUUACAAACAAACAACGCACAAAAUGAAUCAUUCUAUUCAGAAAUAUUUAUGCUGUGUAUAGGUUUAUAUAAGACGUUUUAUAAUGCGUUAUUAUUUAUGCAAAAAUUCAUACAUAACAUUCUGAUAUAAGGAUGUCUGGGCAAAAUAUAUUUAUUUUAAAUAAUAUACAGGGUGGUUUACUGAAAUGUGGACACAUGAAUAUCAAAUUUAUAAUUAUAUAUAAUUAUCUAGAGAAAUGGUUCAACCAUUUUAUAGAAUACAUUUCUUGGUAGAAAGAAUUUUUUUGAAAGUCAUUACUUGAGGACAUUCCAAGGUCACUCAUGGAAAAAAGUGCAAUUUAAAUAAUAAGGAUAUUUAAAUAUUUGUAGGCCACACUGUAUAUGUAUAAAACAAUCAUUUAAUAACAAAAUGUAGAUUAUGAUCAUAUACAUAACAAAAGGUUGAUUAUUUAUAUGAUAAUGAAAUGUUUUAAAAUAUUUUGUACAUUGCAUGUUACGUGUAAAGUUUAUGAACAUGCAUAUAUUUUUCGAACAAUUUAUAAGAUUGUAUAUAAAGGUGUAAUUAUAUGUGUAU
Molecule: messenger RNA, 2168 nt
Organism: Megachile rotundata (alfalfa leafcutting bee)
Lineage: Eukaryota; Metazoa; Arthropoda; Insecta; Hymenoptera; Megachilidae
Gene: CAHbeta
Product: carbonic anhydrase beta
Molecular function (GO): zinc ion binding; carbonate dehydratase activity
Source: RefSeq, a predicted model, not a curated record